Messenger RNA from Glossina fuscipes, 3630 nucleotides. RefSeq names its product probable DNA mismatch repair protein Msh6 (gene Msh6). Gene Ontology annotation, cellular component: MutSalpha complex; nucleus. Lineage: Eukaryota; Metazoa; Arthropoda; Insecta; Diptera; Glossinidae. The transcript is spliced from 9 exons. Gene Ontology annotation, biological process: mismatch repair. Gene Ontology annotation, molecular function: ATP binding; mismatched DNA binding; ATP-dependent DNA damage sensor activity. The coding region runs from base 1 to 3549 and encodes 1182 amino acids. The record is from RefSeq and is a predicted model, not a curated record.
AUGUCGAAAAAAUUAAAUAACAGUAUUAACAAAUCCAGCAACAGUGCCGUCUCUUCUCAAGGAAAUACUCUAUUUAAAUAUUUUUCCAAAUCACCGGCGCCAUCGGGAAAGAAAAAAAUCCCAAAACCUUCCUUAGAACAACAUGAGGGACAAGAACAACAUAGAAAGGAAAAUGUAGGAAACAAUCGGAAUGUUAAUGAAUAUAAAAGAAAGUUUGAGAAUAAUUUCCAACUUGAAGAGAGCGAUGAAGAAGUUGUCACCGCAAGUAAGAAAAGACGACGGUUUAUAUUAUCGGAUUCUGAUGGCGAGGAAGAGAACAUCGUUAAACCAUAUAAUAAAGGUCAAUCUCGAGAAGAUGACAAUUCUAAAUCGGAAAGUCCAAAUAAGGAAAUAUCUUCACCUGCAUCGGACGACAAAGAUUCCGAUAGGGGAUCAUCUCCAGAUAUUGCAAAGCGUGAAAAUAAGAAAGUAGAUAAGGUUCUUUCAGGUGUCAGUUUCAUGGAGAAAUUGCAACAUUUACAAUCUACGAAGGAAGAUGAAAAUUUCUCUAUAAAACGAGAAAGCACAGCGAGUGAAUUACUUCCAUCUAAUCUUGAUGAGCCUGUUAUAUGGCCGCAUCAAAAAUUAGAAUUUCUUCAACCUGAUAAAAUUAAAGACAAAAACGGAAGGCGGCCUGAUCAUCCCGAAUAUGAUUGUUCCACCUUAUAUGUGCCACAAAAGUUUCUCGAUUCUCUUUCACCCGGUGUGCGUCAAUGGUGGAUUCUUAAAUCUGAUAAUUACGAUUGCGUUCUGUUCUUUAAAGUUGGAAAGUUUUACGAAUUAUAUCACAUGGACGCCGAUGUUGGCGUUAAAGAACUUGGUUUCACCUAUAUGCGCGGAGAGUUUGCCCACUCCGGAUUUCCAGAGGUAUCAUUUGAUAAAAUGUCUUCCAUUUUGGUUGAAAAAGGUUUUAAAGUCGCUCGCGUGGAGCAGACCGAAACGCCUGAAAUGAUGAUCGAGCGUUGCAAACGCAUAAAACCUACCAAAUUUGAUAAGGUAGUGCGCCGGGAAAUCUGUCAAAUUUUGAAUUUGGGCACACAAGUGUUUGGUAACCAAUGUCAGGUUACAGCCCAUUAUCAACCAAAUUAUAUGUUGGCUAUUGUGGAAACUCAUUGCACCCAGCAAGGGGACUUAAGCCGCUAUGGAAUAUGUUUCCUCGACACUUCCAUAGGGGAUUGUUAUUUGGGAGAAUUUGAGGAUGACAGAAAUUGCUCACGCUUACACACAUUAAUUUCUCAUUAUACGCCUGUGUUGGUGUUGAUUGAAAAGUCAAAUGUGAGCAACAAAACGCAAGACAUAUUGCGGACUGUGUUAAGUGGAGUUAAGCGUGAAUGCUGGCCAGCUAACGGUGCACUAAAAUGCACGGCUGAGCGCACCUUAAAAGAAUUAGCAGAAAAUUAUUACAGUCAAGGUGAUGAUAAUUGGCCUUUAGUUUUGCGUAGCAUGCAAGCAGAAACCGAUCAUUUGGGUUUGACCCCGCAUCCCAAUUCUAAACUCGCCCUGAAGGCGAUGGGCUUAUGCAUGGAGUAUAUGAAAAAGUGUAAAAUAAUCGAAAAAGUAUUACCAAUGGUACGCUAUCAUCUAUAUCAGCCACCAGAUUCUAUUACCGUUGAGGAAUUGAACAAAGCAAAGCGAGGAAACCGUAUACACUCAAAGAGAAGCCAUAUGGUAUUGGAUGCUAGCACUUUGUUGAAUUUACGCAUCGUUGGUGAAGAGCACUCCUUACAAUCAACCUUAGAUCAUUGUUGCACAAAAUUUGGCAAGCGUUUGUUGCAUCAUUGGCUAUGUGCCCCCUCAUGUAUAGCGGAAAUUAUUCGCGAACGCCAGGAGGCCAUCACGAAUUUUCUUGAGAAACCUACAUUGUUACAAGACGCGAGAGCCUUAAUGGCGCCGUUGCCUGACUUUGAACGUCACCUAGCUCAGAUUCAUCACUUUGGCAGCAAAAUUGUGCAGGACGCUCAUCCCGAUGGUCGAGCAAUUCUAUUCGAGGAAAAAUUAUACAACAAGAAAAAAAUGCAGAGCUUUGUGGCUAUAUUGAAAGGCUUCGAAACCUUGCUGAAAGUUCCUACGCUAUAUGCAGACUGUGAAUCGGCUUUAUUAAGAAGGUUGAGCCAGCACACUGAAGGAGGUGGUAUUUUUCCAAAUAUGAAGGAAAAACUGGACUAUUUUAAGCAAGCCUUUGAUCAUAAAAAAGCAACCGAAAGUGGUGUCAUUGCUCCGGAAUCAGGCAUCGAUGAAGAAUAUGACGCUAUUGAGUUCAAGAUUGCCAAUAUAAAUAAAGAUUUGCAGGAAUAUUUAAUCAGACAAGAGAAAUAUUUUGGAUGUCGAUUAAGUUACUUCGGCAACGAUAAAAAACGCUUCCAAAUAGAAAUUCCAGAAAGCCAUGCUCGCAAAGCAGGCAGCGAAUAUUUAUUAGAAACGCAAAGAAAGGGUAGUAAGGCCGUUCGUCGUUUUAGCACACAGGAAACCAGGGACUUACUUAAACAAAUGAUAAGUGCUGAAGAUGAACGGAAUGGUGUACUUAACGAUUUAACGCGUCGUAUAUUUGAGAAAUUCUCACAACAGUAUACGCUAUGGCAGAAAUGCGUCGAUUGCGUAGCUCAACUGGAUGUUAUAGCUUCUUUAGCCGAAUAUGCCAGACAGCAAGUAACUAUUUGUGUUCCAAUUAUAGAAGAGUGCACGGCCGAUCAAUCGUUUAUAGAGAUAGAAAGUGGCUUCCAUCCUUGUAUUGCAGUUGACAGUUAUAUACCGAAUGGUUUAAUAUUGGGCACUGAUGACACACCACCCUUGUCUAUAUUAACGGGACCUAAUAUGGGCGGUAAAAGUACGCUUAUGAGACAAGUAGGACUUUUGGCAGUAAUGUCUCAAAUUGGUGCUCAUGUGCCCGCCCAAAGUUGCCGAAUGACUUUGGUAGAUCGUAUAUUCACACGCCUGGGUGCUCAAGAUGACAUCUUAAGUGGUCAAAGUACAUUCUUGGUUGAAUUGAAUGAAACUUCUUUAAUUUUGAUGCAUGCGACCAGAAACAGUCUGGUAUUGUUAGAUGAAUUAGGUCGUGGCACUGCCACAUAUGAUGGAACUGCUAUAGCGGCUGCAGUGGUAAAUUUUUUGGCCGAUCGACAGUGCCGCACAUUGUUCUCCACGCAUUAUCACAAUUUAAUCGAUUUUUUUCAUGACGAUAAACGCAUUACUUUGGGGCAUAUGGCGUGCAUGGUUGAAAAUGAUGAUAGUGAUGAUCCGACUAAAGAAACCGUAACUUUCCUUUACAAAUACACAUCGGGAGCUUGCCCUAAGUCGUACGGUUUUAAUGCUGCAAAAUUGGCUGGAAUGCCGGGAUCAAUAAUUAAACGGGCUUAUACGCUAUCCAAGCAGGUGGAAACCAUUGCUCUAAAGCACAAAAUGUCUUCUGCAAUUGUUGCUGCUGCUACUGAUGACGGUAGCUUAACAUCCAAAAACUACGCAAACCUGAAAGAUCUCAUAAAACAAUUUUUACAAUGUCGUAUUGCCAAGUAAUUGAUGAAGGCUUUCUGUACUAUAUAGAAAUGCGUUUAUCUUAAGUGAUAACAUAAUAAAUAAUAAACAAAAAAAAAAAAA